Messenger RNA from Phytophthora sojae, 409 nucleotides. RefSeq lists its product as hypothetical. NCBI's taxonomy places the organism in Eukaryota, Oomycota, Peronosporomycetes, Peronosporales, Peronosporaceae. The record is from RefSeq and is a predicted model, not a curated record. The annotation marks the transcript as partial. The transcript has 2 exons.
AUGCGCACGGUCGUCAAGGAGGAAGACCUGUUGAAGUUCGUGGAGCGAACGCUAACCAAGUCGAUGCUGACUAGUGAAGACAAGGAGUCAGAUUUCGACACUAAGCAAACGAAGAUCAUGCGGAUGAUCGGAACGUCCGUGCCUCCGGAGAUCUUGCAUCAGAAUCGUGAGGUGAACAAGACGGUCAAGGUGCACACCAUCAGCCGUCUCGUGUCAGAGCUGUGGAGCAUGAAGCUGACGCCUGGAGAGGACGCCAACUUGCACCUGCGCAAGAUGGUCAACCUACGAACAGAGCUGAUCAUCUUGCAGUACAAUCUCGAGGACUCCGACAUGGUCGAAAUGUUGCUCGAGAGUCUGCCUGAACAAGAUGAGUUCGAGACGGUGAAGGCGUCGGUUCGCUAUUGUGGUA